GCCUAGGCAAUGCCCAGCCGGCUUUCGUCUUUCUGAACACGGACUAACUGGUGCUGUCAUCUAUUGGCAUUAGGUGGUAAUAGGCAAUAAUAGGCACUUAUCAAGGGAAUCGAUGUGUUUGUGGUAAAUAUAGGACGUAUAUUAUUGUCAGAGAUCGGGAAGGUUUACGGACAUGGGCUAUUGCAAUGGCAGAGUGAUCUGAUUACGUAGCCCCGUGGUCAGGACUUCAUGAUCUGGUGCUGAGGUACUAGAGUUUUUGUCAGGUCAACAAGAAAUACACGACAUGGCAAGUGUUGUUGAUCCUGAUAUGUUUCAAGUUCCCUUAGCUGCGCUUUGUAACUCCACAAGGGAAGCACUUUCCACACAUUUGAAUCCAUUGAAAGUUCUUCCAACAGAUGAAGGUCUGCUGAGGGACUGGCGAGGGUUGGCCCAAUUGGCAGGUUUCAGUGGUCAAAUGGUAGCUCUUAUGGGGUCCAAACCUGACCCCACAGCACAGGUGUUAAGCCAGUGGCGGCAAGGAUCAGUUGGCCUUCUGAGAUCUAUUCUUGGCCAGUUGGAUCGUUGGGAUAUUGUGAAUGACACACAAAAUAUGAUGGAUCAUGAUGCUGUUCUGUUUCUGAAAAGGAAGGAAGAAACCGGGGCCUCUGCUCCUGAGUUGGAUGCUGAUGUUGAUAAGGAAAUCUUAACCAUAGCUGAUGUAUAUAGGCUAGAACAGGGCAUGGAGCCACAGCGUUAUGAUGCCUUUCUCCUAUUUGCUGAUGAGGAUCAGGAUUUUGCAAUGCAAAUUAUGGAUAGGAUGGAAACAGAAUAUGGACUGAAGCUAUGUUUGCGAGAUCGUGAUUUGGUGGGUGGUCUGACCUUUGAACAUGAAGCCAUCAUGCGUCUAAUUGCAAGGCGGUGCAACCGACUAAUUGUCAUAGCCUCACCAAAUUUCCUCAAAAGUGAAGCCAAUAAGUUCUUUGUUACCUUUGCUACAGCACUUGGAAUAGAUCAAAGGCUACGCAAAGUGGUGCCAGUCAUGUACCAGAGGUGUCAGCUGCCUCCAGAGUUGACCUACUACUUCUGGCUUGACUACUCCCGGGCUGGGAAGCUGUAUGACUUCUGGACGAAGCUACACAACUCCAUACAUUCUCCUUCUAAUAUGCAGUCUUCCAGGACUAACUUACCGGCUAUUAAAGCUAAUGGUGAAGAAAGCUGUAGUCUCAAACCCCAACCUGUGUUGGAACACAACACUGUCAUUUCUUCUAAUUGGAAGGAUGAGGACCCUGCAGAUUCAUGCAGUCUAGGAAGUGAAAACUCAAGCACACUCAGUCAAAACUUUGAAGCUUCAGUUUUAAAGAAGCAAAAAUCAUUAAGUUUGGAGUCUCUGAAGUCUAAGACAUUCACAAAGCUGUUGAAUAAGAUAUCAAGAAGAAAAGCACAGUUAGCAGAGGCUACAUGAUCCUUUGCAGUGACUCUCAUCAUAACGGGUUCUGUUUACAGUGCCACAGCACAAGACAUUGCAGAACCUUCACCUGUCACAGACAUAAACUCAGAGGGAUCAAUCAUUCAUCCUGGAAACUCUGUACUUGUACUGAAUUUUAUGGCUUUUAUUGGUUAAAAAAAAAACACCAGCCAUGUAUCAUUCUCUGUCUUCCCUACUGAUACAUAUGUAUCAAUGCAUGGCCUAAGUAACUUUACUAUUUACUGGGAUGUUUUCUGCCUUGCUGGAGCAUACAUAUUUGAGCUGUAUCAUGACAGCGUCACUUGAUGGAAGGUUGCUCACAUGUCUGCCUGUAUAUAAAAUGAGUGGCCAUAAUGAAGGAGAGUCAACAUGUGUUCGUAUUCUUUAUGUAAGGCUUCAUUGUGCACUACCAGAAAACUCCGUUACUGAUAUACAGCUUCAUCAAGUGCUUGGGAAAAUUCCAUGUCUUUGAAGAACUGACCUCUUCCACCUCUUGAAGAAUCCCACAAGUUCAUAAUUUCCAAAGAAAUUCACAUUAGGAGUUAGCUCUUGUGUCAGACUGAUAGUUGUGGAUUUGUUGGAGGCAGAAUAUGGAUUGAUUGUGGAGGUGUUAGCGUGAUACAUUUCAAAGUUUCUGGGAUCACCCAUGUAAU
This is a messenger RNA of Cryptotermes secundus, 2097 nucleotides long. RefSeq names its product myeloid differentiation primary response protein MyD88 (gene Myd88). Gene Ontology annotation, biological process: MyD88-dependent toll-like receptor signaling pathway; Toll signaling pathway; positive regulation of canonical NF-kappaB signal transduction. The record is from RefSeq and is a predicted model, not a curated record. The coding region runs from base 284 to 1441 and encodes 385 amino acids. Gene Ontology annotation, molecular function: TIR domain binding; Toll-like receptor binding. Gene Ontology annotation, cellular component: plasma membrane. The transcript has 10 exons. NCBI's taxonomy places the organism in Eukaryota, Metazoa, Arthropoda, Insecta, Blattodea, Kalotermitidae.